AUGGAGAGAAUAGAAGGUCAGAGUGAGGAGGAAGAAGAAGAAGGAAACGAAUACAUUAGUAGAAGAACCAAACGCGUGCAGAUACUCAAGAAGUGCGUAUGGACGGACAUCAACCAGGUGGGCAAAGUACAACUCUUCGGAUGGGCGGACCAGCCCUUCGAGUACUCCAGUGUACAUAGGCACUGCAACAAUCCAAAUGACUUUUCCGAAUCCAGCAGCGCUAACGCAGUGAUCAAGGUUCUAGAUCCAAGUAGCUACAUGGGUACUGGAUACGGUGGACUAGAUAGCGCGCACGAGGGCGUGGAUCGUGUAUUAAUUAAGUACGCAUGAGCGGGGGAAGUCUAGUAGUACUACAAUAUACCGAAGCACCAAAAUAAAUACUGAAAUCACACAAUACGCGCAGAAAAAAAAAAGAAAAGAAAAGAAAGAAAAAAAAAGGGAAAACGGAAGGGAAAUUGCCCCCCCUAACCUCCUCCCCUCUCUAAUGAAAUCAAUAGCUGUACGUCGCAAUCCGUAGUUCGGGGCACUAUUUUCAAGGCCAAGAAGAUCAAGAUCCUUUUAAAACCCGAUUUUAA
Aspergillus eucalypticola CBS 122712 is the source of this 575-nucleotide messenger RNA. RefSeq lists its product as uncharacterized. The transcript is spliced from 3 exons. Bases 1 to 330 code for a protein of 109 amino acids. NCBI's taxonomy places the organism in Eukaryota, Fungi, Ascomycota, Eurotiomycetes, Eurotiales, Aspergillaceae. The record is from RefSeq and is a predicted model, not a curated record.